AUGUCGAAAGAAGGAGCUAGUAAGCAAUGCCAAGACAGUGGUAGAGAACUAAACAAGGGAGUUCAUUUGAAAAGAUCUUUAGGUUACUUCGAUAGUGUGUGUUUUGUAAUUGGGAGCAUUGUAGGAGCUGGGAUUUUUGUAUCUCCUGCAGGAGUUCUGAAAUAUUCACAGCUUAACGUUGGUGUGGCUCUAUGUAUAUGGGCUGCUUCUGGAGUCUUGAGCAUGAUGUGUUCCCUCUGUUACGCAGAAUUGGGUUCUGCAUUGCCAUAUACUGGAGGGGAAUACUUUCAUGUAAAUCGAGGACUUGGAUCUCUACCAGCUUUCAUCUUUAUCUGGACUUUAACAUUGUUUAUACGGCCUGCAUCCAACGCAGCCCGUGCCCUGACUUUUGCAGAAUAUGUCACCAAGCCAUUUUAUUCUGGAUGUCCAGUACCAGAUCUUCUGAAGAAAAUAAUAGCUAUUGGCAUCCUUUGGGUUCUAGGAAUCAUAAAUACUAUGAGUGUAAAGAUUUCAACCUGGGUACAGAAUAUAUUUACUGUGCUGAAAAUGAUGGCACUGAGUCUAAUUGUGAUUGCUGGACUUGUACUACUUGGGACAGAUAAAGGCAAUUCAGAAAACUUUAAAGAUGCUUUCAUCGGUCAAGUUCCUAACGCAGUACAAAUUGCAGAGUCAUUCUAUCAAGGUCUAUAUGCAUUUUCAGGGUGGAACUAUUUGAAUUACCUCGCUGGUAUGUAUACACAUUCAUUUUUUUAUUGUAUGCAUUUUAUUUAAUGUUUGUUACACAUAGCAUGUGUGCUUGCCUAUUUAGUGUCACCUUGUACAGUAACAUAAACACUAGACUAGUGCAUUCAUUUUCAAACAAAUUGUGAGUCAUCUGAAUAUUGGGAGAUAGGUUGUUAAUGCAAAAUCCAAAAGUCCGAAACGCAUUAUGAGUAAAUCACAAAACAAACAAGACAUACAAUGCAUGAAACAGUUUGAUUCAUGAUUCCACUCAUUGUGCCAAAAAAAAAAAAAAACAGAUGAAUGAUGGGAAAAAUGAUGACUGAUGGUUAGGGACAGCUACUAAAUGUUGAGUUUUUUUCCCAGGUCAAAUAGUAUUAUGUAAUAAAUAUAUUUGCUACUUCUCCUCCUCCCCUCCCCCAUUUUUUUCCCCUUGGUCUUACUUGAUCUAAGAACAAAAUGGCACAAAAAUUAGCCUAUCGGUGUAUAUUGCACUUAUCACUGUUUGUAUUUUGCAGUACACCGAUUGACCAAUUGUUACAUCACUGUGGUUCAUCCAAUUUUCUUCCUCCUGAAACUAUCACAUGGAUGAAAUUUGUUCGAACUAAAAAGCUACAAAUCAACCUAAAACAUUGGAUGAAAGUGUGAAACAUCAGGUAAGAAAUUGGGUGAACCAUUUUUUUAAAUUUUUUUUUACCUUGCACUAGUCUAAUAAACAUUGUUUAAUUUUUAACAGACAUGAACAAACAAUCGAGAGGAAAUAAAUAAAGAAAACAAGUAGACAAAAAGAUUGGGAUGAUCCCCAAUAUGCCAGUCACUACAUGUAGUGUGGUUGAGUGGACCAUGGUCUGACAGGAAGUGCUCACUGAGAGUAACAAGCACUUCCUGUCAGACCAGGUCUGCUCAGCCACGCUAAAUGGAGGUGAGCAGGUAUAAAAGGGGAAGGGAAUGGGGAAAUGAGUCACAAGGAGGAGCUGGGGGGGAAGGGAGGAGAUUGAGACACAUGAAGGAAUUGAGGAGGAUGAAAAAUAUGGAGGCACUGGGGGAUACAUAGAGUAGCUGGGGGAUAAUCAGACACAUGGAGGGUGGUGUCUAGUUACACUUCAAGAUGUACUUGUAAGUACAUACAGCAUCACCUACUUAUAAGAUGCAGAGUGUUACUCUGAUGCACCAUGUGUUAUUUUAUAGAGUUUGAUAGUUUACCCACUUCUCUAUGAGUAUUGAUGUCCCGAACGGUUCGCCACAGACGGCGAACAUAUGCGGUAAACUUUGACCCUGUACCUCACAGUCAGCAGACACAUUCCAGCCAAUCAGCAGCAGACCCUCCCACCUCCUGGACAGCUCACUAAGAAUGCAGCUUCACAAUGAAUGUAAAAUGGAUGCUGUCCAGGAGGUGGGAGGGGCUGGGAGGGAGGGUCUGCUGCUGAUUGGCUGGAAUGUGUCUGCUGACUGUGAGGUACAGGGUCAAAGUUUACCGCAUAUGUUCGCCAUCCACGGCGAACCAUUCGGGACAUCACUAUCUAUGAGCCAUUUAUUCAAGAUUUUACUGCUAUUAGGUUAUCAUGCAUUAUGUCUGCAUUAGUUGCUUGUCAGAGAUUUAUAUAUGACCCCCCAAGUAUGUUAGGGUGUACAUGGAUUUAUAUUUUCAGGAAAUAUGAAGGGAGGCUGUGUGACCAACAGCCUAGGAGGUGGUUAUGGCUUAAAUAAAGACACAGCUCCUGACUGGAGUUAAGUUGAAGAGGUUUUUACUUCUUUUUUAUUUUUCUUACAUUUUUUUUAACAAAAAUGUAACUUGAUGUGCAUGAUGUAUAUAACUGGUAGCACACAUUGUAAUAAGUGGUUAUUAUAUUUUACAGUACCUCUCAAGGAACUUGUAGAACGUUAAUGGAAGAGCCCUUUAGCCUGGGGAGCAAAAUCGUUUAACAUUUAACAAUAACUCACAUAGAAAAAUAAUUUUCUAUUACUCAAAAACAGUAUUAGAUUUGCAUUGAUUGUUUUUGUUUUCCAGAGGAGAUAAAACACCCAAGCAAGAACAUUCCCCACACAGUAUUCACGUCCAUAACUGCAGUGAUUGUGUUCUAUCUGCUGGUCAACAUCUCAUAUCUAACAGUGCUCUCACCCAGGGAGAUUGUAUCUUCAGGUAUUGCUGCUAACAAUGAGCUACAUUCACUUACUUUUGCUUUAUUUUUCCUUGUUUAUUAACUGCGCACUUACUUUACGCUCAAUUUUAUAGAUGCCAUAAAGAGCCAUGCUGCUGUUUAAAGGAAAUUUCACUUGGAAGUUAGCUUAAUUAAGCAGUUUUUGGGAAUAGAUCAUGCCCCUGCAGCCCCACUGCUCAACUCUCUGCCAUUUAGAAGUUAAAACACUUUGUUUCUUUCCAUGCAGUCAUAGCCACACCUCCCUUGGCUGUUACUGACACAGCCUCCAUGACAAAAUGGUUUAAUUUUCAAACAGAUGUUUACUUACUUCAGACGUUUUUAUCUCUGUCACAUAUUCAUCCGCAUAUAAAAAUGUGGUUAAUGACAUUUACUGUCCACACAGGAAAAGUUGUGCCGAGCAGCAACCAAAUCCACAGAAGGGUUAAUGCUGAGCAGCAAUUAUACAAAUGGUAACCUGGUAACUGCCUUUGGGGUCAAAGGCCUGUUACAGCCUAUCAGAUCUAGAGGAGGGGUAUUUAGGCCCAGUUCUCAUCCUGCUCAGUGCCCUGUCGUGGUUUCCCUUGUGGUUGUCCGAGAGCGCGUUAUUGAUUCUGGUAAUUCUGGUUAUUUGACUUUGGCAUUGUUUUUAACUUCCCUUUUUUCUGGCAUCCCUGACUCCUGGCUUUUCCUUAUCGUUGUGUCUCUUUCUGUUUCCCUUGACCUUGGCUAUUCCUGACUAUUCUUUGGUACGUUAGUCCGGCCAUUCUAAGGUCCGGUAUACGUUACCUAUCAGUCCUCUGUGUUACACAAUUCUACGUGCUGGAUCAUUCUGUAAUCCUGACAUUACGACAGGGCCAUAGAUCCUGUAGAAUUGUGUAAGCACAUAGCUGCUUGCGACAGGAAACUAGAGGAGAAUGAUCACCGCUUGAAUCAAUUUGCCCAGGCUUUCAGUACGCUUCUUACUCGUACAGCGCAUCUGCAACCUGCGGCUGCUCCUACUGUCUCACCUCCGUCUUGUGUACCUCCGCCUAUAGUAUACAAGGCACCAACUAUCUCUUUAUCUCCUCCUCUGCAUUUUGAUGGUAAUUUCCAAGAAUGCCGGGGAUUCCUUAACCAAAUAGAGUAUCAUUUUGAGGCCUCACCGGGAUCUUUUCCACAGACAGAGCUAAAAUUGGUUACCUGAUGAAUCAAUUAAAAGGUAAAGCUUUAGUUUGGGCCAAUCCAUUAUGGGAGAGUAAUAGGAGUGUGGCACACAAUUACCAGGUGUUUAUUACGGAAUUUAAACUUACGUUUGAACCAUUAGGCAGGGAGGAGGACGCCUCUACCACCCUGAUGCAUAUCAGACAAGGGAACCAGUUUAUCUCGGAGUAUGCCAUAGAAUUUCGUACCCUAGCUUCCGAGGUAGACUGGACUAAUAGUGGGUUAAUCUCUGCAUUUAAAAAGGGACUAUCUGAAACUAUGCUUGAUGAGAUUGCCCCCAAAGACUUACCCAAAAAGCUUAAUGAAUGUAUCACUUUUGUCAUGCAAAUUGAUAAUAGAUUGAGAACCAGAGAAGCUACUAGAAACAAGACCAGACACAUGAAUAUGCCUUUAGCACCCCACUUCUCCAAACCUAUUGUCCCUGAAUUUCCUGUACAGUCUGAACCCAUGCAGUUGGGGGUCACUAGACUGUUGGAAGCAGAAAGACAAUAUAGGAGAAAAGAAGGCCUAUUACUAUACUGCGGUAGAAAAGGGACAUAUGAGAAACAAUUGUCCCAUACGUCCGGAAAACUACUGCACCUUAAGGGGACAGGUCUUAGGUUUAAUGGAAACGUCCUCUGGAAUGGAUAAAAAUAGGUUUCUCCUUGAUAUUUCUAUUGCCUUUCAAAAGAAGAACUUUUCUAACUGUAAUUUGAUGGGGACCUUUCCCCCCCCCCUUUUUUCUACUUUCUGUACCCCUACCCACUUAAAUAUGACAAAAUAAAAAUUGUCAAAUUGAAAAAAAAAAAGAAGAACUUUUCAUGCAAAGCCCUGAUGGAUUCAGGUGCCGCUGGAAACUUCAUUGACGUUCAAUUUGUUAAAGGUAAUACUAUACCUUUCAAGGAGAGACUAUCACCUCUAGCUGUUGAAGCUAUUGAUGGGAGACCACUCUCACAACCAUUGAUUACACGCGAAACCUUACCCAUUAAUUUGUCCAUUGGUGCCUUACAUAAGGAAGAGAUUACAUUUCAGGUUAUUGCAUCCCCUUUCUGUCCGAUCAUAUUAGGCUUUCCAUGGCUUAACCCUCAUAUUUUUUUUUAAUGAAUAUAAUUUUUAUUUAUUCUUGUGUUACUUAUGCGGAGAUCGGAGACUCGCAGGUCUCUAAGGUGAGUAGUCAUAAUUUUUCCUUGAAAACAACAAUGUAUGUUUGGGCUCGCAGGCCCACAAUGUUGACGGACUUGCAAGUCCCUAUUUUCCAGGUUCACAAGCACCUUCAAGUACAUCUUACCAUCUGUCAUUUGUUUUCCUAAUUGGGUUUUGUUUACAUGGUUUAUACGUUUCAUGUAUAGUAGCCGGUGGUCUCCUUAUGUUUGUGUUGAGGUUCGCAGACCUCGUAUGCAGCCUUUAUUGUUAGGUGCAGUUCAGGUCCCUAAAUUUAGUGUUGGGCUUUAUGCCUGUAGCAGAUUAAUGUGAGUCUCCCCUUAGUGUCCCGGGUGUCCUGUAUCUAGGGUAUAAUGUACCUGUGUUGAGAGGGUUAUGACUCAUAUUUCGGGGGGGUUUGAACGUGGUUCGUUGCUGCCCUCAGGCUAUGUUGUGGUUAUCCCGUCUGCUCGGUUUAUGUUUCAUUAGGGUCGUGUCUCUUGGAAUUUAUGAGUUGUGUGUGAACCCGUAUGGGUUUUCCGUUCAGGGCCCUAGUGUCUCCUCUAUAUGAAAUAAUUUCUGCUUUGAUUGGGGUAUCGUCCUGUGUGGGUCUUUAGGAGAGAGGGGGUGGGAAAGGUCGGGGUUAGGGUGAGGAGGGAGGUGUCUGUAGUCGUUGUCUCCGUCGUCUGUCGUCUAGUGGGUGUUCUAAGCCUUAACCCUCAUAUUGACUGGGCUAAUGGGGAAAUAUUAGAAUGGGGUAAGGAUUGCUAUGAAAGGUGUAUAUUGAAUGUUGCCAAAAGAGUGGGCACUAUUGGAUUACCAAGAUAUGUUACAGUAUCCCAGUGAGUAGUAUCAAUCGAAAUAAAGACUCUAACACUUUAGUGAGUUUUCCCUUAAAACCUCACAGCAAACAAUAAUAUACAUACAAUUUAAGGUGGAGUUACCCACUAGUACACCUCAAAACCCGGAAAUCCCUAUACAGUACCAAGACAUUAAAGAAGUAUUCAGCAAAACUCAGUUCAUUAUUUAUUCUCCUGACAUUCAGACUCACCGCGAUCACGUUAGACAAGUUCUGCAGACCUUGUUAAAGAAUCAACUUUAUUGUAAAUUAGAAAAAUGCAUAUUUGACCAAUCUGAAGUACAGUUUUUGGGAUAUAAUAUCUCUGCCUUGGGGUUUCAGAUGGAUCCUAAAAAGCUGAAAUCGGUUCUACAAUGGCCUUUACCCACAGGGUUGAAAGCCAUUCAAAGGUUAAUUGGUUUUGCCAGAUAUUACAGAAGGUUUAUAAAGGGAUUUUCUUCAGUAAUAGCCCCCAUCACCAAUAUGACACGCAAGGGGGUUAGCAUUACGAUAUGGUCUAAGGAGGCUAUAGAAGCCUUUGAAAGUCUCAAACAGCGGUUUGCCUCCACCGACAUAUUGAAACAUCCUGACACCAGUAAACCUUUCAUACUGGAAGUUGAUGCAUCAGAGAUAGGGGUAGGGGCAGUUCUUUCCCAGAGGGAGAGCCAGAAUACUCCAUUGCAUCCUUGUGGUUACUUCUCUAGAAAGUUGUCUCCUGCCGAGCGCAAUUAUGAUAUUGGCAAUAGGGAAUUGUUGGCCAUUAUUCUAGCUCUCAAGGAGUGGCAACAUCUUUUAGAGGGUUCCAAGGACCCCCUUUUGAUCAUUACUGAUCACAAAAACCUGGCUUACAUAGGAGAUGCUAAACGAUUGUCUUCUAGACAAGCUAGGUGGUCUCUGUUCCUUUCUCGCUUUACUUUUCUUAUUACUUAUAGACCUGGUUCUAAAAAUGUCAAGGCUGACGCCUUAUCCAGACAGUUUGAUACAGAGUCUAUACAAGAGCAAGAAAAGUCCCAUAUCAUUGCUUCCACUAUCCUUUCAUUGUCCUCUCCGCUGCUUGGCUCCAUCAUGGAGGCUCAGUCUCAGGCGCCCUGCGGUAAACCUCAGGACAAAUUGUUCAUUCCAUUGGGGGAAAGGGUUAAUAUCAUGAAUGUGUUUCAUGACAAUGUGUCUGCUGGUCACCCAGGUAUUAAUAAAUCUACUUCUGCUAUCAUGAGGUCAUUCUGGUGGGAUUCCCUCAGGAAGGAUGUUAAGGAGUAUGUGCAGGCUUGUUCUGUUUGUGCAGUUUCCAAAGGACCUCAUAAACUCCCUUGUGGCUUGUUACAACCUCUUCCCGUUCCUGAGGUCGCAUGGUCCCACUUGUCUCUGGAUUUCAUUGUAGAACUUCCUAGUUCUAAUGGUUAUACCACUAUUCUCAUGGUUGUUGACCGUUUUUCUAAAAUAGUUUACUUCAUCCCUCUCAAGAAAUUACCAUCAUCUCAAGACCUGGUACUGAUCUUUAUACGUGAGAUUGUCCGUCUGCAUGGCAUUCCUCACAAUAUUGUAUCUGAUAGAGGUUCUCAGUUUGUAUCCUGGUUUUAGAGGGCUUUCAAUAAGCAAUUGGGGAUUGAAUUGUCUUUUUCAUCCUCUUACCACCCCCAGACUAAUGGUACAGCUGAGAGGCCCAACCAGUCUUGGAGUUAUACUUGCGUUGUUUCGUUAAUAGCACUCAAGACAAUUGGUCAGAAUUAUUACCAUGGGCCGAGUUUGCUAGGAACAAUGCUGACCAUGACUCCUCUGGGCAUAGUCUAUUUUUUGUUAAUAAUGGCCGGCAUCCUAAUGUCCUACUGGCUGUUUUUUCUGAUACGGCUAUUCCUGCCUUGGAUGACCGUCUGGCUUCCAUCUGUGAUACCUGGGUUAAAGUUCAAUCUGCUCUGGGUACUACUGCUGACACGUCGAGUACCCAGAGUGGGUGAGAGGGUUUGGUUAUCUUCUCGUAACAUCAGGCUCAAAGUCCCUAGCAUGAAAUUUGCUUCUAGGUUCCUUGGACCUUUUCAUGUUCUUUGUAGGAUCAAUCCUGUUGCGUACUUUCAUGUGUCCUUGCUCAAACCUCUUGUUUGCAAUAAAUAUACUGUCUCAAGUGUCCCCCCUCCUCCCUUAGUUGUUUCUGGACAGGAAGAGUAUGAGGUCUCCUCCAUAAUUGAUUCCAGGUUUUCUCGGGGCACUUUACAGUACUUGGUGGAUUGGAAAGGUUAUGGACCAGCCAAACGUUCUUGGGUUCCGGCAUCUGAUAUACAUGCUGGCCGCAAGAUUCGCUAUUUUCACGCCAAAUUUCCUCUCAAGCUUGGCCCUGCCCGCCCGGUGGGCGUUCUUCAGGUGCGGGGUAAUGUCACUUAUUCAUCCGCUUAUAAAAAUGUGGUUAAUGACAUUUACUGUCCACACAGGAAAUGUUGUGCCGAGCAACAAACAAAUACACAGAAGGGUUAAUGCUGAGCAGCAAUUAUGCAAAUGGAAACCUGGUAACUGCCUUUGGGGUCAAAGGCCAGUUAUAGCCUAUCAGAUCUAGAGGAGGGGUAUUUAGGCCCAGUUUUCAUCCUGCUCAGUGCCCUGUCGUGGUUUCCCUUGUGGUUGUCCGAGAGCGCGUUAUUGAUUCUGGUAAUUCUGGUUAUUUGACUUUGGCAGUGUUUUUGACUUUCCUGUUUUCUGGCAUCCCUGACUCCUGGCUUUUCCUUAUUGUUGUGUCUCUUUCUGUUUCCCUUGACCUCGGCUAUUCCUGACUAUUCUUUGUACGUUAGUCUGGCCAUUCUAAGGUAUUGUAUUCGUUACCUAUCAGUCCUCUGUGUUACACAAUUCUACGUGCUGGAUCAUUCUGUAAUCCUGACAAUCUCCUACUCAGUAAAUUGAACUUUAAUCACACUCAGGAGGCUCCUACAAGGUCUAACAAACUAUUAACAGAGAAAGAGAUAAGACAUUUUAAAUUAAACAGAAUUUUAUUUAAAGGAAGUGUAACCAUUAGAUCUCAUGUUACAGGAAGUGUUUAGAAAGGCUUUGUAAUUCAAAUGCAGGAAGGUGUGCCUAGGGUGCAUAAACAGAGUGAUUUAACCUAGAUGGCAGAGAAUUCAGCAGUGGGACCUGCAGAGGCAUGCUCGAUACAUCACAAAUGCUUUAUUAAGCUAAAGUUUUUUUAGAGACUAUAAUGUCCCUUUAAAGAUCUAUAUAUUUAGUAUUAUGUCUCACAGAAUGGCUUUUAGGUGCAACCCAGCUCUGUCAGCAAAUCUGUUUUGGCCAACUAAGUGCAUGCUUUGUGUUACGCUGGCAAUAUAUAGAUAUAUCUGUAAUUAAGUUAUAACUGCAAACUGCAAAUGUUUAUUACUGAUUUUCUUCCCUGUAAAUAUUAAAAAAAGAAAAUAAAAACAUGCCGGAGUCUGGAAGACUCCUGCCUGUUCUAAAGCAAGCACCAUACAGCAUUCAACUUUUCAGUUCCUUAUGUGCUUAUCUCACUCAUAGCACUGAAUGGGGGGAAAGGAGAAGCAAACUACUAACAGGAUGCAUGCUGAAGUUUUUGUGACUACCGCAUAUAAUUACUGAGAAACAAUAAUCUCUUUCAAAAACAAUUAAAUAGAUAAAUAAAUAAAUACAAAUGUGGGGUAUGCUGGACCCUAAACAAAAUGGGUUUGGAGGGUGACGAGUGACCUUCACCAUUUACUCCUCCCAGGGCUUUCAGGUGGAGGAUUAUUGUUUAACAGGGGAUGGAGAUGCUCAAUUUUUGACAAACAAUAGACUUCUCCAUUAAUGUGCUUGUCUAGUAACAUGUAUAUUGAGUGAAGAGUACUUGCUAAUCAGAACACUGAGAUUGAUGGGAUUCCAAGCCAAUCAAUCACAGUGCUGUGACUGAAUAUUCAAAGCAAAGAGGUCUAUAUAAAGCAAAAUAAAUAAACAAAAAAUUAAAUAAAAUAAUAGAUUUAAACCCUUUGCGACUCAUGAUGAAGAUUUUCCAUCAAUGUGGUCCUACCGUUAAGGAAGUAUGGCAGGAAAUUUCUGUAAUUUACUAAAGUUAACCCCAGAUCACAGCGAUUGCUCCGAUCGUGAGGUUAAAGCUGCUGCAGUCUGCCUUUGUGUCUGAGGCAGACGAGCAGCACCCAAUCACGCCAUUCCUGCACAUGUGACUGCUCAUGUCAGAGCAAGCACAUGUUCUUCGGGGACUUCGGACCCGCCUCCCUGCACUUCCAUGUUCAGUGUGAAGUGCAAGGAAACGGAUCAGCGCCGAUCCUCUUUUCUCUGUAAAAAAUUUUUUAUUUAAAUAAAAUCUCACCCUCUUUACCCAAUCCUAAUAAAAAUUAACCCCCUCUAUGCCAGUUGAUCACUGCCUGCAUUUAGCUAGCUGGGCUGGGUGGAAGUUAGUGGGGAAUUGGGGAAUUUGGGGUUAGGUUAGCAAUGGGUUAAGAGUAGAAAAAGUUUUAAAAAGUAAAAGAAAAUGAUUUAAUAAUGAUUAAAAAAGUUUUAAAAGGUAAAAAAAAGUUAAUCAAGUUUAAAAAGGUACAAAAAAUGCUUAUUACCACUACACUUGGUAGAAGCUAGCAAAAGAAUUAUCCAACGCUAAGGUUCACAAUAUGCCUUUUGAAAUACUCCAGGGUGUAUUCUUUAAGAAAUGGUAUGCGUUUGUGGUUUAAUUUGAAUAAUUAACCUGCUAACCUACUCCAGAAUGAGACAUGGACACAGCGUAGAAAGUUUGAAAAAAAACUGGAAUGGCUGUGUCUCAAAUGUGCCCGUGCAACGUCCACAUAUACCUGGCAAAGUAACAUAUGGGGAUAUUGCUGUGUCAGAAAGGUAGAAAAAAAUGCUUAUUGCCACUACACUUGAAAAAUUAUCCCACGCUAACAUUCAAAUAAGCGUUUUGAAAUACCCUGGGAUAUCUUCUAUUAGAAAUGGUAUGCCUUUAUGAGGUAGUUGGAAUAUGUAGCCUGCUAAAGUGCUCCAAAAUGGAACACAAACCCAUAAAAACCAUCAAUGGAAAUUAACACCCAAAAACCUUAAAUUAUCACAUCUCUUUUACAGCACUGUAACUUCACAAAAUAGUGUCUAAUUCAUACAUUGGGCAUAUUGUUUCAGUUAGAAGAUGUAACUGAGUGUAAUUUAGGGAAUCAUUCAGUGUCUCUUCCCUCUGCAUGAUGACACUGGACUUUUCUAAUAGAUAUUGUGACAAACUUACUGCCCUGUGUGUGUUUGUCCAGGAUCUUUUGGCAACUGCACAGCCCUCUAGGGUAAGGAAACCAGGCCAAGACAAAGUCUAGUUUCAAAGGCCUCUGUCCUGUUUAUUUUCUGUUGUUAAGAAGUAGCAGGAUACAAUACGCAGCAAACCUUCUUUCUCCUCAAAACACUUCCCUCACUCCACCCUGCUUUAACUGCAGUUAUAUAGCUGCUCACAGCCCCUACAGGUGAGGCUAAUGAAGGCAGUGAGCCAGAACUCCUCAGAAUACCUGGGCUGGACUCAUACACAGCCACUCUGACAGUUGGUGGAGAAUCGUCCCACCCUGCUCUUCCGAAUACUCCAACUCAGAGACCCAAAUAACAACAUAGAAAAAAACCCUACAUUUCAAGUUAACUUUCCCUGGGGCUGCAUGUGCUUACCCACAUUUCAGGAUAGUGGCUGUGUUACAGUCUGGGUGCCAGAUAUACACCCCUGACCACCAUCACCAACACUCUGUCACAAUAUGCAUUAAUUCAAUACAUCUCUUUGAGGAGAUGUUGAUUGGCUAGGGCUGUGUUUGGCUUUGCCCCGAUCUGCCUCCUUGACAGUCUCAGCCAAUCAUAAUUGGCUCAGAACAACACUUCUGAUGAUGUCAGCCACGCAGGCAGAUUAUGUGCAGAGCCAGCAGCUGCAGACUUGAACAACAGUAUGAUUUUACUAUAUUUAGAGGGGCAAGGGAGGGACAGGGGGGCUAGAUGGGGGUCUUUCUAAUUACAUGGUGGGGCAUUGCAAACCAUAGCAUGUAUUAAUUUUAGGGCUCAAAAUUUCAAGCUGCAUGCUACUAGACUGGCCUAAAAGUUCUGCAACUCUGGCGAGUCAAUGGCACACACCAGGCAUGCAUUUCACUCCUGGCACUCAUUUCGAUGUUACUUUGACACGUAUCACUACAGUCGACAUACACCCCUUCAUGGCAUUACCUCUGCUGAAAUCUCUUUUCUUCCAGUCUCAAUGUCAGACCUCAAUUGUACAAUUCUGUUAAUGAACAAAUCACCAGAGAGCUGUUUAUACAGACAUUGUAAUUAUUGAAAACAUACCUACCGAGAUGCUUUUUUUUGUAUAUUAAUAAAUGCAUGCUUUCUAAUCCAUCUUCAUAUAUAAUGUCUUCCAUUCCCUUAUUAAAUGCUUUUGGCAUUAACUAAAAGAAGCAAUAUAUGGUUUCUAAUUAUAAUAGUUGGUAAUUGUAAUCAAUAUUUAGCAUUUCAUGGUAAUUACUCACAUGGAGAUGUUAUGUAAUUGCAGCUGCAGUCUCGGUAACAUGGGCUGAUAGAACAAUUCCAACAGUGGCCUGGAUUAUCCCUGUGUCAGUUGCUGUCUCAAUAUUUGGUUCUCUCAACGGUGGCAUAUUUAUGUUAGGAAGACUAAACUAUGCUGGAAGCAAGGAGGGUCACCUGCCAUCCAUCAUAUCCAUGAUUCAUGUGCAAUAUUUAACCCCAGCACCAGCCAUGAUCGUCUCAAUAAUUAUAGCAUCUAUUUUCGUCAUCCCUUCUGACCUCCUCUCUCUAACAAACUACUUUUCAUUUUGUUUCUGGCUUUUGAUUGGCCUGACUACCGUAAGUCUGAUUGUUCUACGUUAUCGUGAACCUAAUCUUCACAGGCCAUACAAGGUAAGAUAUUUAAUUAACACAUAUUUUCUUUAAGGUUUUAAUGAACUACAAUUGCUAUAUUUUCUUGCAAUAAAAUUUAAUAGUGUAGCUAUUAAAGGGAAGAUCUUAAAACAAAUAAAUUAUUAGUUGUUUUACGUUCACUUCACAAUUUACCUUAAUCAAACUCAGCAAUGUGUGUCUCAGAAGAUUUACAAACUAUUUCAAAGAUUGCAAUAUAUAAUCAGAAACAUUUUGUACUGCUAUUUGUGUCAUAACUCGACAAAUAUUAUAAUAUUUCUGUUAGCUCUUUAAAAAGAGCUUUACGUUUCAUUUAUACAUGGUGCUAGCAGUUUUAUUUUGAAAAUAUUUUUUUUAUCUGACAUGCGCAUAGUCUUCUGCUCUUCUGUUCUCCACCUAAAGCAACCACAGAACCUUCACUGUGAUUGCUAUGGAAAACUCUAGCCAGUGCUGCUAGUGGCUAGGGAGUAUAGGAAUAGAGUAACAUGAAACCAGCUUGUUGUUGUCACUAUAAGAAGGUUUGCCCUGUUUUGAGAAGUUACCCCAAGCAGGGCAAAGCACUAAAGAGCAGAGGAGGAGCGUGGGCUCUCUGAUGCGAUCAUAACAGGGGGUGUUCCUUUUAAGCACAAACUAACGUUUGUCUUUUUUUUCUGUUCCAGGUCUUCCUUCCAAUUGCAUAUGGAGUUGUUGCAGUGACUUUAUUUUUAGUGAUUGCUCCAAUCGUACAAAGUCCAAAAGUUGAAUAUUUCUAUGCUUUGCUGUUUAUGUUGAGCAGCCUGAUUGUGUAUUUUCCGUUUGUAUAUUUCAAGUUGCGUCUACCCUACUUUGAUAAGAUCACAUGCUUUUUACAGCUUUUCCUUGAAGUGUCACCCACUAAUAUAUAUGAAGACUGUAAAGAUCAGUAA
Messenger RNA from Pelobates cultripes (western spadefoot toad), 13745 nucleotides. NCBI's taxonomy places the organism in Eukaryota, Metazoa, Chordata, Amphibia, Anura, Pelobatidae. The record is from the annotation of a GenBank genome assembly.